AAAAUCAAUAACUCUCUCGUCUCUCUCUAUUGUUGAUUCAAAUGGAAGUGAUAUGGAUGUUCUUAAUGUGUUGCAUCUUUGGUAACAUAAUUAUAAAUCAUAACAAUGACUUUGUUGAAGCUAAGAGCCUUUCUAAAGUUGAAGAUUUAGAAAUCGAGAAGAGACUAAGGACUAUCAACAAACCUGCUGUCAAGAUCAUCAAGAGUAUAGAUGGAGAAAGAUACGGAUGUGUGGAUUUCUUCAAGCAACCAGCAUUUGAUCACCCUUCAAUGAAGAAUCACACAUACCAUUACAAGAUGCGCCCAAUAUGGAAAAGAAUGAGAGAAAGAAAGACAAAUAAUACCAAUUUUGGUUACCUAUGGGAGAAUGGUGUGGGUUGUCCCAUUGGUACCGUCCCCAUACAAAGAGUCACCAAAGAAGAUCUUUUGAGAUUCGACUCAUUUGGCGAUAAUCAUAAACCUCGUGGCUCUUGGAAUUUUACCACUGAUGAUACUAAUAGUGACAACCAACAUCAUUUUGCGGUGGCUAGGACGGUUGGCCAAGACAAGAGGUUCAAUGGAGCAACGAUGGAACUUUGUUUAACCGCUCCUAAGGUUAGGCCAAACCAAUUCAGUGCUUCUCGACUUCACAUUCAGAUUGGAAGUGAUUUCCUCCAAACCGGUUUUACUGUAAAUCCAACAUUGUACAAGGACGACCAACCUCGGACUUUCGUCUAUACAAAUUCAGGUGGAAAAUCAUGUUACAAUAAUGACUGCGACGUAGGAAUGAUACUCGUUCGUCAAGAUUUUCAUCUUGGUAUGGCAUUAUUGCCAGUGUCUGUUCGUGGUGCUAAGACAACUCAUUAUGCAAUCUUCGGUCUAAUCAAGGACCAAAUAAAUGGAAAUUGGUGGUUGCAAUUUGGUAAUGCUGCAGAGGAAGUUGGAUUUUGGCCGUCGAGUAGAUUUCAUCAAAGCUCUGGAAAUUUGGUGGAGUGGGGUGGAGAAGCGUAUAGUGCAUCACAGCCGAGUCCUCAAAUGGGAUAUGGAUAUUUUCUUGAUGCUAGUAUGCGCUACGAUGCAUAUAUCAAACGGAUAUCUGUAAUCGACGGUUUUAAUAACAUUGACCGCAAAGUGGCAUAUACCGAAAAAUUCGUGGACGAUACUCGUGGCUACCAAGUUGUAGACGACUAUAAUAUUCCCGCAUACCCAGAAGCCGGUCAUAUAAUCUUUUACGGUGGUCCGGGGAAUAUCUAAAUAUGAUUAAUUACAUCUCUGUGGAAUAAAAAUUAAUAAAACAUUACAUUGACUUGAUUAUACAAUAAAUAUCGUCAUC
Messenger RNA from Arabidopsis thaliana (thale cress), 1311 nucleotides. Its product is annotated as NEP-interacting protein, putative (DUF239). The coding region runs from base 42 to 1232 and encodes 396 amino acids. The transcript has 7 exons. NCBI's taxonomy places the organism in Eukaryota, Viridiplantae, Streptophyta, Magnoliopsida, Brassicales, Brassicaceae. The record is from RefSeq and is marked reviewed.